CUGUUACAGCCUUAAAGACCAGAAGAGAGAAAACAGGGAGAAACAGAGAAAGAAAAGUCAGGCUGAUAAGAUUUAUGUUACAAAGUCUGUAUAUUAAACCGUUAAAAGGAUUUGAUGGUCACUAGUCUAGUGAUUGUACGUUAUUCUUUUUUGUCAUCAUUCAGGUUGGAUUUCAGCUUUAAUAUAUGUUUUUUUAAACAAAGCAGCUGAUAUUGCAAGCAGGAAGCUAGUGAACUGCCAAGUCACUUUCACUGAUUAAACACAUGGGAACACACAUGGAAGCUCUUUAGGACCAGGAAUGUGGAAUCUGCUUUACAGACACGCCUGUUUUGCACACGUCACUCAAACACAGAGCCAGGAAACAGGACUCGCAUGACAUCAGAGGAACUGAAACUGAAGAGUAGUUGAGCUGUUGUGUGUUUGUGCCUCUGUUAUCAUGCUGUAAAAUGGCAGAAGCCAGAAUUUCAGUGGAUCAGAAUGAGUUCCUUUGUCCAGUGUGUCUGGAUCUUCUGAAGGAUCCAGUGACCAUUCCCUGUGGACACAGUUACUGUAAGAUCUGUAUUACAGACUUCUGGGAUCAGGAGGAUCAGAAGAGAGUCUACAGCUGCCCUCAGUGCAGACAGACCUUCAGUCCAAGACCUGCUUUAGCUAAAAACACCAUGCUGGCUGAAGUGGUGGAGAAACUGAAGAAGAUUAAACUUCCUGCUGACUGUUACGCUGGAGCUGGAGAUGUGCAGUGUGACGUCUGUCCUGGAAGAAAACUCAAAGCCGUCAAGUCCUGUCUGGUGUGUCUGAACUCUUACUGUCAGAAUCACCUUGAUCAACAUGAGAGUUGGUUUAAAGGAAAGAGACACAAUCUGACUGAAGCCACUGGACGACUGCAGGAGAUGAUCUGCCAGAAACACAACGAGAUCAUUGAAGUUUUCUGCUGCACUGAUGAGAAGUGUAUAUGUGUGCUGUGUACGAUGGAUGAACAUAAAAACCAUGACACUGUAUCAGCUGCAGCACAAAGGACAGAGAAACAGCACCAGCUGAAGAAGACACAGAGGUCAUUCCAGCAGAGGAUCCAGCAGAGAGAGAAAGAUCUUCAGCAGCUGAGAAAGGCUGUGGAGUCUCAUAAGUGCUCUGCACAGACAGCAGUGGAGGACAGUGAGAGGAUCUUCACUGAGCUCAUCCGCUCCAUUGAGAGAAGCCGCUCUGAGGCCACACAGCGGAUCAGAGAUCAGGAAAAGACUGCAGGGAGUCGAGAUGAAGGACGACUGAAGCGACUGGAGCAGGAGAUCAAUGAUCUGAGGAGGAGAGACGCUGAGCUGGAGCAGCUUUCACACACACAGGAUCACAUCCAUUUCCUGCAGAGUUUCCAGUCUCUCUCAGCUCCUCCUGAAUCUACAGACGUAAAUGACGAUCCCUUCAGUUUUCUCUCCUCUUUUGAUGUCUUGAGAGAAUCUGUCCGUCAGCUGAGAGACAAACUGGAGGAUUUCUGCAAAGAGCAGCUCAAGAAGAUCUCUGACAGAGUCACUUUCACCAACAUUGUUCCCGGGACCAGGAACGACUUCCUACAAUAUUCCCAUCAGUUCACUCUGGAUCUGAACACAAUAAAUAAACGCCUCCGGCUGUGUGAGAAUAACAGAGUGAUUACUGGUACUGACACAAAGCAGCCAUAUCCUGAUCAUCCAGACAGAUUUGAUGGAUCGAAUCGUCAGGCGUUGUGUAGAGAGUGUGUGUGUGUACGCUGUUACUGGGAGAUUGAGUGGAGUGGUGAUGUGUUUAUAUCAGUGUCAUAUAAGAGCAUCAGCAGGAAGGGAGGAGAUAAUAAGUGUUUGUUUGGACGUAAUGAUCAUUCCUUGAGUUUGUACUGCUCUUCCAUCUUUGGUUGCUCAUUCAGACACAAUAAGAUAGUGAUUAAACUCCCAAUAAAGUCCAUCAUCAGGACAAUAGGAGUGUAUGUGGAUCACAGUGCAGGAACAUCUCUGGAGACACAAUGAGCCUCAUCCACACAGUCCAGACCACAUUCACUCAACCACUCUAUCCUGGGUUUGGGGUUUAUAUUGGAUCAUCAGUGAAACUGUGAUUAUGAAUCAGAAUAGACUGUAGAGAGAUUUUACCCACAAUGCUUUGAGCUCAUGAUAAAUCAGUAACAGUGAGAUGUUACAGAGUCUCUUAUUGUUCUUAUUGUAGUGUCACAUAAAUAUUUAGGGGUUUAAGCAUAAAGUGCUGAAACCCUAUUGUAAUUGCUCAGAUUUUUAUUAUUUUUUUCUUCUUCCCUAAAACUGAUCGGGCAGCCCAAACCGUAAAGCCUAGAGACUUGAAACUUUGUCAAAUGGCAGUAGUCUUGCUCGCUACUCAGAUUACCGGACUCGACCAAAUUGGCCAUUAGGUGGCGCUACAGCGAUCAAAAGUUGUAAAUCGCGUAUAACUCCUAGACCUUUUGUCCUAGAAUCAAGUGUCUUAUACCAUUGGAAUCCUUGGCUCAAGACAGACAAAACAUAUCUCUCCGAUUUCAUUUCCGCCUGGAAAAAUUGUCCACCAUUUUGAAUUUUGUCUGAAAUCCGAACUAGUCCUAGGUUUUUCGCCCGAUCGGAACCAAACCAGUGGAAAAUUGUUCUCUGGAGUCUGAAUAUCAAAAGUUAACAACAAAGGGUUGAAAUUUUGAUUCACGGUCGCUAAGGGGCACCAAAAUGUACAAUGGGGCCGGAGCCACUUUUACUAAAAAGGCUAUAACACGUGAAAGAAAUGAGAUAUUUGCAUCAAGCUCGGUUCCCAUGUGUAUGGGCUCUAUCUUUGGUCACGAUAAAAAAAUUGCAUAGAUUGGACACUAGGUGGAGCUAUAACUUGAAAAAAAACAUGGAAACAGCUGUAACUAUGCAACCGAUAGUUCGAUCAACUUGAAAUUUGGUAUGCAGUGUCAAGGAGGCAUGAUAGUCUAUGAGAACAUUGGCGUAUCUCAAAAAACAUGGCCGCCAUCGGCCAAUGAAAUUUGAGCACCUAUUAAACAAGGUUAACGGAGGCCGAUCGGAACGAAACUCGGUGGGCAUGUUCGACUCAUGGGCCUAGAGGUCUGUAAGAAUUUUGAAAGAAAUCGGCCACUGGUUGGCACUAACGAGUUUUACGCCUCAGUAAUCACGUGGUAUUUCACAGAUCCACAUAGGGUGGAUAUUGAUCUAUUGCAGGACAAGAAAUGUGAUUUUGCGGGACAAUGCGGGACACGUGUGAGACAGAUAAAUUUACAACUAUUAUGCUAUGUGAAAAUUGAUUUACAUUCGUUGGCAAACUUGGCCAAUUAAUUUUUUUCUGCCGGUGAGUGCCCAGUGCCCACACUAUAAUAUUGCGCUUCUGGCAAUAUUACAUCCUGGAGAGAAGACAAUUCUAGAUUCAUGAGUGCACAUGCAGGAAGACAAAGUUUGAGUAAGCACAUGUUAUAUCUGAGCGAGAGAGAGCGCGCGUCCAGUUUUGCGCGAGAAGAGAAUCUUCCUGUGAGUGGAGAGAUUCUUGCUUGCACAUUUGUUGCGCUCUCGUGUAACAAUAAUGCGCUCUUGACAUUUGUCAAUAUAAUAAUGCAAAUGAAACCGCCUUAAAUGAACUAUUAAAGUGAGAAGAAACUCGUGUCUGAAAGUUGCAAUCAAUUUUUUUAUUGGUUAAAAUGAAUGAACAGUAUCUUGUGUUUUUCCAUAGGUGCUUGACCACUUCCAUGCAAGGUGCUGGACCACUUCAAUGCCUGGCGCUCGAGCAUCCAUGGGAUCAGCGCAUGUUCGGUGGAAAUAUUUGAUAUCAGGAUGGAUGAUUACAUGCUUUAAUUUGGGCAGCUUUGAGCAGCUAUUGAGGUUCUUAUCCAGUAUGUGAGAUGAAAUCCUUGCUGGUGUAGCUUUGUUUACCGACUUUGCUGAGGCCCCGCACUUAGAUAUUCCUUUGCGCUGUCCACUCAGUUGUCACCAGUGCGUUGGUUAUUUUAAUAGCUUGAACAUGACGGCUGCACAAAUAGAUUGGCAGUCACUGUUUUUACAUUUCUUACUGUGGUAAAUUCAGGGAUGAAAAAAAAUAAUAAUACAGACAUAACUGAAAUGCGGGACACUGCUUACAUCUUGCGGGACACGGGACAAAGCUCCCAAUUUCGGGACUGUCCCACAAAAUGCGGGACGGGUGGUCACCCAAGAUCCACACAAUAUGCAUAUCAUUAGAUUGAUCUCCACAUUCUGAACAACUUUGCCUCAAGAACCAAUGCUGUCAAUCAAAUCGUUCAUUAAAUAUUCAUGAUUAUGUGAAAAACCUACUUUUGCGAACUCCUAGGUUUUUUGCCCAAUCGGAACGAAACCAGUGGUGGAAUUCUCUGGACUCUCUAGAUCAAUAAUCAUCAAAAAAAAGUUGAACUUUACCCUUUGGGUCGCUAUAACAGGGUCAUUUAGGAAAUGGCCGUGGCUAAAUAUACCCAAAAGCCUAUAAAGCCUAAACAAAAACUCAGAACUUCACAAAAAUAGGUGAGCACAUGCAGCAUAUGACUCUGAAGAAGCAUGCCAAUUUUUAUUGAGAUCAUACUAUAUGUGGCGCUAUAACUGUUAAAAAGCUUUAAAAAACAUGUUUUUAAUGGUUUUGGCUGAAAAUGUAUAACUUUAGGAGUGGUCGACUUAUUUUCACAGGAGUGACAUCGUUAGACUUCUGAAUCCUUGCAACAAUAGUCCGAUAUUCCAACAAUACCACGCCGAAAAAGUGGUGAAAAUUUCAAAUAUCCAUAUCUGCAACAAAAUGUGUGUAAGCACGUUUAAUUAAUUGAAUGGAAAAUAAACUUAACACAAAACAGACACUUUUAAAAUGAAAGUUAAUGAAAGUAAGCCAAUAAGAGGUCCUCUGCUGCCACCUGCUGUUUAAAAUAUUAAUCUAUACUAUUCACUAUUAUUGUUCUAUAAUUCAUAUUUAGACUUAAUAAAAUCACUAUUUUAACAUAUACUAACAUACAUUAACAUAUACUUUUGUCAAAAUUCAUCACAUUUUCAUUUUCAUUUCAACUGUUAACAUUAUUAGUUAACAGUUGUGCCACAUUAUGAGUAAAAUGAAACCUAAAAAUGAUGUUUUACUGAGAUUUGCAGAAAACAUCUUUACACAUCAUGUAUUGCAAAUACUGAAUCUACAACAUGUAGUCACAUGUAGUCAUUAAAGUUUAUUUACAGCUUUUUUAUAUUACAUAUGAUCUGUAUAUUAAUAUUUAUUGAAACUAAAUGCUUAAUAAUAACUGCUAAACUAAAAAUUCUUGUGUGUAUUGGAUUAAUAAUAAUAUAUAUCAUAUAAUAUAUAAAUCAUAAAAUAAUUCUAAGAAAUUAUCAUUAAAGCCAGACAACUUCAUUGUUAAUUUUUUUUUUUUUUAACUCCAACCGUUGCAGUCUGCC
Megalobrama amblycephala (Wuchang bream) is the source of this 5375-nucleotide messenger RNA. RefSeq names its product E3 ubiquitin/ISG15 ligase TRIM25-like. NCBI's taxonomy places the organism in Eukaryota, Metazoa, Chordata, Actinopteri, Cypriniformes, Xenocyprididae. The record is from RefSeq and is a predicted model, not a curated record. Bases 447 to 1985 code for a protein of 512 amino acids. Gene Ontology annotation, molecular function: zinc ion binding. The transcript is spliced from 6 exons.